Galleria mellonella (greater wax moth) is the source of this 2122-nucleotide messenger RNA. It is a transcript of the gene Cyp4g15, whose product is annotated as cytochrome P450 4g15. Bases 179 to 1864 code for a protein of 561 amino acids. The transcript is spliced from 9 exons. Gene Ontology annotation, molecular function: heme binding; iron ion binding; oxidoreductase activity, acting on paired donors, with incorporation or reduction of molecular oxygen. Lineage: Eukaryota; Metazoa; Arthropoda; Insecta; Lepidoptera; Pyralidae. The record is from RefSeq and is a predicted model, not a curated record.
CUGUUGCGCGAGAGUGAUGCGGAUAGUCGCUGUCACGACGUCGUAGAUCUUAUACAUAUUAAGUAGAUCGGUUUUUUUAAUAUAAAUAAAUAUAUUAUUAAACUUAACCAUUUUAAUGAAGUUUCCCGAGUGUUGUGUGCUGGCUGGUCACUACAAAAGAUAAACGUAAAUUAAGAAGAUGAGUUACACUGCUGAGAAUGUCGUGCAAUCAAGCACAUGGUCUGCCACCACCCUGUUUUAUGCUCUUUUGCUGCCAGCUAUGAUUUUAUGGUAUACUUACUGGAGGAUGUCUAGAAGAAGGUUUUAUGAAUUAGCUGCAAAGUUAGAUGGACCUCCAGGACUACCGCUAUUGGGGAACGCAUUAGAAUUUACCGGGGGAUCGGCAGAUAUUUUUCGAAAUCUUGUUACGAAGAGUUACAACUUUGACGAUUCUGGAAUAGUAAAGAUAUGGAUUGGCCCAAGACUAAUUAUAUUCAUAUAUGACCCUCGUGAUGUGGAAGUGAUCUUGAGUAGCCAUGUCCACAUUGAUAAAGCCGAUGAUUAUAAAUUUUUCAAACCUUGGCUUGGAAAUGGCUUGCUAAUAAGUACAGGUCAAAAAUGGCGUUCUCAUCGUAAACUAAUCGCUCCCACUUUCCACUUAAAUGUUUUGAAGAGUUUCAUCGAUUUAUUCAAUGCUAAUUCUAAAGCUGUAGUGGAAAAACUGAAGAAGGAGACCAGUAACUUUGAUUGUCACGAUUACAUGAGUGAAUGCACAGUAGAAAUCUUACUAGAAACUGCGAUGGGAGUUAGUAAGAAUACUCAAGGUGAAAGCGGGUUUGAAUAUGCUAUGGCCGUGAUGAAAAUGUGCGACAUCCUACACUUGAGACAUACCAAGAUUUGGCUAAGACCAGAGUUCCUGUUCAACUUCACCCAAUAUGCCAAAAAUCAGGAGAAACUUUUGGGUGUUAUUCAUGGCCUAACGAAAAAGGUCAUUAAGAAGAGGAAAGAAGAAUAUAAAUCUGGAAAGAAAUCUUCCCUAAUGAAUGAAAUAAAUGCCACUACGAACGGUGCUGACGAUACUCUGCCUAUGAAAACAACGUCGGUUGAUGGUUUAUCCUUCGGUCAAUCAUCUGGUCUUAAAGACGACUUGGAUGUUGAUGAUAAUGACGUUGGUCAAAAAAAACGUUUAGCAUUCCUGGACCUGCUGUUAGAAAGCUCACAAAAUGGGGUUGUUCUUUCUGACGAGGAAAUAAAGGAACAAGUGGAUACAAUUAUGUUUGAGGGCCACGAUACUACAGCCGCUGGCAGCAGCUUUUUCUUGUCGAUGAUGGGAAUUCACCAAGAUAUUCAAGAUAAAGUCAUAGAAGAGCUGGAUCAGAUCUUUGGAGAUUCAGAUCGCCCUGUAACCUUCCAAGAUACUUUAGAAAUGAAAUAUCUUGAAAGAUGCUUGAUGGAGACACUUCGUUUGUAUCCUCCAGUUCCAGUAAUUGGUCGUAACCUCAAACAAGAUAUUACAUUAGCAUCCUGUAAUAAAAAGAUACCUGCAGGAGCUACUGUAGUAGUCGCAACGUACAAGUUACAUCGCCGACCAGAUAUUUAUCCCAAUCCUAAUAAAUUUAAUCCGGACAACUUUUUACCUGAACGAUCUGCAGACCGUCACUACUAUGCAUUUGUACCCUUUUCGGCCGGACCUAGAAGUUGCGUGGGUCGAAAAUAUGCCAUGCUUAAGCUGAAGAUUAUUCUAGCUACUAUACUCAGAAAUUUCCGAGUUUACUCCGAUUUGAAAGAGGAAGAUUUCCAAUUACAAGCUGACAUUAUUUUGAAACGUGCUGAGGGAUUUAAAAUUAAACUCGCACCCCGCAAGAGGGCAGCCAAAGCGUUUUAAUUUAAUGAGCACUUUUUAAUGUCUCCUAUUUCUCAAAUUAAUUUUAAUCAUAAGUUUUAUUUUUGUGAUGCCAGUACUGAUUAAAAUUAGGUGUUGUUACUUAUAAUUAUAAAAGGCGGAAUAUAGUAGUCUAUUUCAGAUGGGUUAGACGGUAAAAGGAUUGCUUGACAUUUUGCUCAAAAAAGUUAUUUGUUAGUUAAAAGUACAUAGAUACUAUUACUUUUUAUGUAAUAAGAUUAAAAUAAACGUUCUUAAAUA